This is a messenger RNA of Pocillopora damicornis (cauliflower coral), 1780 nucleotides long. Its product is annotated as N(6)-adenine-specific methyltransferase METTL4. Gene Ontology annotation, molecular function: methyltransferase activity. Gene Ontology annotation, cellular component: nucleus. NCBI's taxonomy places the organism in Eukaryota, Metazoa, Cnidaria, Anthozoa, Scleractinia, Pocilloporidae. The record is from RefSeq and is a predicted model, not a curated record.
CAGCAAACAUGGCUGUGAUCGGACAAUGUGAAUGUGGAUUUCUCGUCGAUCACAGGAAAAGUAUCUCUGAAUCAGUUUCAUCGUUGUCGUUGUCAUGUAAAGAAGCUUUCUUUGCUCUUUACGAGCCUUAUUUUAGAACUUCAACGAAGAGCAGUUCAUCGGGAUCAAAAAGGAGAAAGCGGAAGAAAUCUGUCCAAGUUGUUCGUACAGAGGAAGAAUUAGAUGCUGCUGCACACCAUAGCAAGAUAAAAGACACAAUUGCAACAGGAACAGAGAAGCUUGUGCACAUUGGUGUGGAUAUGGGCUAUUUUCUACCUGAAAAUGAUCUUAGUGAACAAAGUAAUUUAGAGUCAGAACUAGCUUUUACUGAUUGCAAGCACUUUUCUGGACUGUCAACUGAUGUUCAAAGUCACAGCAGAUGUCUGUCCAGUGAUCAUUUGGAACCUUUAAUCAUCAAAUGUGAUUUCACUGCAAGUGAAAAGUCUCUGUUGAACCGUAUCAUUUAUUACCCUGGUAGCAAACCCACAGUUUUGAAUGUAUCUGGGGAGAAAUACAUUUUACCUGCAGAUUGCAACUUCUUGAUGUCUGAUGCACAGAACUUAGGACCUCUUGUUAAUUAUGCCCAAUGCUAUGGAGGUUAUAACUUGCUGGUGUUGGAUCCUCCAUGGUUCAACAAAUCUGCGAAGCGUGGCUCAAAGUAUUCCUUCAUGUCAUUAUGGCAAAUAAAAUCACUCCCAGUCCCUUGCCUUCUUGCCCCUGGUGCUCUGGUGGGGAUCUGGGUUACCAACAAACAGAAGUACUUAAGGUUUACAAGGACAGAGCUCUUUCCUCAUUGGUCCAUGGAGCUAAUGGCAGAGUGGUACUGGGUUAAAGUAACAAGAAAAGGAGAACUGGUGACUGAUUUAGAUUCACCUCAUAAAAAACCAUAUGAGCCACUGUUAUUAGGACGUUUUAAUCCAAAGAUGGAUGGUCUGAGGUCAUCUUGCCUCAUAAAUAAUGAGAAAAACUCUUCUGAAAAGGAGAUGGAAUCAGCCUUUGUUGAUAGGGGAUCUCUCAAUGAAUUUUCACUUCCAACUAAAAGGAAAAAGAUCAGUGAUAAUGAUGAUGAUAUCAGGACAGAAUACACCUGCGAUAUAAAUAAAAAUACAGCUAUGGCAAUUUCACUUGAGUGGAAUCCACCAUCAAUAUAUAAAUCAGUUGGGGAAAUCACCAGCCAAGACAGUAGACAUUGUGAAACAGGAGUUCAGAAUCCUAGAAAUUGUUGGUUAAAUUGUCAAGGAGUAUAUCAUGAAGAUAAAAUGGACAUCACACAGGGCUUGAAUAGUCCAACUGAGGUUGUGCAAAAACAACAAGCUAUGCAAAAGGUUAAGGAGCAGGAGCAGAAAGGCAGUAUUGGUAUUACGAAAAAUAGUUUGAAAAUCUCAAGUGAGCAAUCAGAACCUAAAGAGCUAGAGCCAGAUUCUAAACCUUGUGAGUUGUUACCCUAUCAUCAGAUCAUAUGCAGUGUUCCUUGUAAGAUUCAUUCCAGGAAGCCUCCUCUGCAUGAAAUCUUUUCAAAGUACAUGCCACCUAAUUCAUUAUGUCUGGAAAUGUUUGCUCGAAAUCUAACUCCUCACUGGACCAGCUGGGGGAAUGAGGUGCUUAAGUUUCAGAGCAUGGAGUACUUUGAAGAGUGUACAACUGAACAAGUACCUAGAAAAAUCCAAGAAAAAAAUAGUAUUCUUACAAAUUGCUAACCAUGACCUUGUGGUGGCUGUGUAUCAUUUGCUUCCAAGUUUCU